CAUCUUCAUUAUUAGAAGAAGACCUCUCUCUCUCUCUCUCCAACAUAAGGCGAAGGCUCUUCUCGUAUCUCGUAGUAGUUGAACCUUUCUUUCUUCGCUUUUGUUUGCAACACAAAGCAACGGGAGGUUGAGGUUGGGGAAGAGGCGAACGCAGGAUUAUUGUAUUGAUCCUCAAAUAGAAGUAUUCAUGGACAGAACCUCUGGUAAAAGAGGAGUGGGCGGGAGUGUGGCUCCAAGAAAAAGUUAUAGUGGAACAGCUUUUAAAGAAGCAGCAGCUCAAGGGGAUCAGAGUUCUCAAUUUUGUAACCGAACUGGAUGCAGCGGAAGAGUUAAGUUUGGCCAAAAUGCUGGAACUGGAGUCUCAGAUACUAGCAAAUAUUCCAAGUCUUCUUUUCGCUCUUCAAGUGGAAAUGAAGUUACUGGGAAGACCAAUGCAAAAAGGUCGUAUCUUGAUUCCAAGAGAAAAGUAACUCAAGUGACAUCUGAUCCAUCAGAGACUAGCCUAUCGACAGAGACAGAAACUCAAGAAAUUGUGUCUACACGAAGUAGUCUACGUGGAUAUCAGCCUGAACCAAUAGCCAAGUCUAAAGAGGUUAAUAUGACUGAGCCUGGGAGUUCUAGUGCAUCAACUAGUGUUGGUUCUCAAAAUAUGUUUCGUAGCAAAUCUAGAUUGCGCAACCGAAGUAAUUCACCAGCUUCAUCUGUUCCGUCAACCUCUAGAAGCUCUGCACAAGGACCAUUUAACAGGACCAAUGGGAGCAGGUAUGGUUUGCAGAAUCUGAGAUGCAAUUCUAUAUCAGAUGCUAUACCACCUAGUUGUUCGCAACCAGAAUCAGCAUCUGUAAGAAAAAACUUUAUUAAAAAGAGAAGUUCAGAAGGAGAAACCAGUUCGUCUUCUAGGGGGAGAAACAAUACAGCCUCAUCAAACGCAGAUAUGCAUACUUCCCCAACAACCAGUGGUAUCUCCGUCUCUGAUUCAGCACAUAGUGCUUCUGCUUCUGUAGAGGAUAGCAGUGGGUCUAGUUCUACUUGGAACCGGAGAUCAAUGCAUGUAAAUGCUAGAAUGAGGUUUUCCAGCCGACAAGAAGGAAGAAAUGGCUCAUCUGUUAGGGAACCUGCUGCGAGUUUCUCUAGAAAUGAUUAUGAGACACCUUUUGAUGUUGGUGAUGGGAAUACCUCUCAGCAGUUUUCAGUAAGCGGCUCAAGAUCUCACCGUGAUAAUUCAUCGUCAAGAACGUCUUUUGCUUCUGCUGAAUCUGGAUUGUCACAUUUAUUGAAUCAUGAUGUAUUGCACCGGUUUAACAUGGAUGGGAUUGCUGAGGUUUUAAUGGCUCUUGAAAGAAUCGAACAGGACGAAGACUGGACAGAUGAGCAAAUACUCGCAUUGGAGACCAGAUUGUUCCUCAGCAGCCUCAACCUCUACGACCAACACAGGGACAUGAGACUGGAUAUUGAUAACAUGUCGUAUGAGGAAUUAUUAGCUCUGGAAGAAAGGAUGGGCACAGUGAGCACAGCUCUCUCAGAAGAAGCAUUGUCAAAGUGCCUGACAAGAAGUGUAUAUGAAGCAACCACAUCAAAAGUAGAAUCCACGGAAUCAGCUGAUGACAUCAAAUGCAGUAUUUGCCAGGAUGAGUAUGUCCCUGGAGACGAGAUUGGGACCUUGGUCGAAUGCCAGCAUGGAUAUCAUGAAACGUGCAUAAACCAGUGGUUGCAGGUGAAGAACUGGUGCCCCAUCUGCAAGGCCUCAGCAGCACAAUCACAACCGUCUCCAUCGUUGUGAAAGUGCCUCGUUUAUACAUAGACGAUAGAACCGAUUGUGGAUUGUCAUCGCAUGUUCAUUGUUGUGAAAAAUUUCCCUCACAUAUCAAGCACAUUUUGUGAUUUUGUUUAUUCUUGUGGUUUUGAUUUCCUUCAUGUAAAUAUAUCAGUUUGGCGAAAAUGUUGACACUCCAGUGUAAACUGUGAGAACUGAAUAUGAAAAUUUAUUGGGAUUUUAUUUAC
Molecule: messenger RNA, 2001 nt
Organism: Salvia hispanica
Lineage: Eukaryota; Viridiplantae; Streptophyta; Magnoliopsida; Lamiales; Lamiaceae
Molecular function (GO): ubiquitin protein ligase activity
Source: RefSeq, a predicted model, not a curated record